GCACGCAGCCUCUGAGACAUACACCUGUAAGCACUGCAGAGAGAGCCACAUCAAGAGACAAAGAAAAGCCAAAGAUCAUGGUGUCUGCCGGGCUUCAGUUACUGGGCACUGCCCUGGCCAUCUUAGGAUGGAUCGGUGUCAUUGUGGUCUGUGCUAUUCCCAUGUGGAAAGUCACAGCUUUCAUUGGCAGCAACAUCAUCACGGCGCAGACAUCAUGGGAAGGAAUCUGGAUGAACUGUGUCGUGCAGAGCACCGGACAGAUGCAGUGUAAAGUCUAUGACUCCAUGCUGGCCCUCUCCUCAGACCUUCAGGCAGCCCGUGCCCUCACCAUCAUUUCCAUCGUAAUUGGGAUCCUGGGCAUCAUGCUGGCCAUGGCUGGAGGCAAAUGCACCAAUUGCGUCGAGGACGAGAGCUCCAAAUCCAAGGUCGGUAUCACUGCCGGUGUGAUUUUCGUCAUUGCUGGGGUGCUGUGUCUGAUCCCGGUGUGCUGGACAGCCCACGUCAUCAUCCAGGACUUCUACAACCCCUUGUUGAACCAAGCACAGAAGAGAGAGCUGGGAGCAGCGCUUUACAUCGGCUGGGGAGCCGCUGCGCUGUUGAUCAUUGGGGGAGGUUUGCUCUGCUGCAGCUGCCCACCAAAGGAGAAAACGGGAUAAUACACAGCCAAAUAUAACGCUCCAUCUCGGUCUGAAGCUUCUGCACCAUCCGGCAAGAACUUUGUGUAAAUGAUGAACUCUGAAA
Messenger RNA from Sinocyclocheilus grahami, 741 nucleotides. RefSeq names its product claudin b (gene cldnb). Lineage: Eukaryota; Metazoa; Chordata; Actinopteri; Cypriniformes; Cyprinidae. Gene Ontology annotation, molecular function: structural molecule activity. Gene Ontology annotation, cellular component: bicellular tight junction; membrane. The coding region runs from base 78 to 656 and encodes 192 amino acids. The transcript has a single exon. The record is from RefSeq and is a predicted model, not a curated record.